ACAACAAUGAAUGAAAUGAACACAACAAGUGCUGUAAAUUCUGUAACAACCAGCACGCUGUUUGACAGUAUUAAAAAUUUUACCACCACCAUGGCAAGUAACAUAUCAAAUGAAACAUCUGAAGCAUACAUGUAUUCUACAGAAGAAAAUGGAACUACUCAACAAUUAUGGAAUGUUUCUAAGGCUAUAACAUCAUUGCCUAAUAGUUCAUUAGUUUCUUUUGAAACUUCAAGCACCAAUAUAUACAUGUCUACAACAACAGAAGUUUUUGAUGAAUUUGGCCCACCAGAUGGAAUAGAAUAUAUUUUUGUACCACUUGGUGUAGUGGUUUUUGUUAUUGUAUUAUCAGCUGUGGUAUGGGUAAUAAUUAUCUCAAGAAAAAGAAAAUUGGAACGUUUAAGACACAGACUUAUGCCAAUGUAUAACUUUGAUCCUGGAGAAGAAGAAGAAGAUGACUGGGAAACUGAACUAUUGGAAGAAUGUUAUAAUAAUCAUCAGAGACGUGUAUCAGCAAGGAUAUCAAUCCAUGGAUACAGAAGAAAAUGCUGA
This is a messenger RNA of Habropoda laboriosa, 549 nucleotides long. RefSeq lists its product as uncharacterized. Lineage: Eukaryota; Metazoa; Arthropoda; Insecta; Hymenoptera; Apidae. Bases 7 to 549 code for a protein of 180 amino acids. The transcript has 2 exons. The record is from RefSeq and is a predicted model, not a curated record.